AAUGUCUUCAUGGACCAGUUUCCUUUCUUUAAACAAUAGUCCAUUAAACAGCUCUCAUGCCUCCUCUCUAGACUAUAAUUUUCCUACUUAAUGGAAAUUCACAUGCUCUGUUAGUUGAAAAAGAAUUCACUCAUUCUUCUCCACUGAGUAUGCUUCACUUCUCCCCCUUUCCUUUUCUCCUUCAUUUCUAAGGAGUAUUUCAAGAACCCACAAAAAAAAAAAUCCCAUGAAAAGUUGUAAAGUUAUUCUCUUUUUCAUCCUUUAUUUGUUCCUCAUCUAUUUAUCAACUGCUUUCUCCCCUCAAGAUAACUACUUGAUAAACUGUGGUUCAAAUACUGAUGCUAUAGUUGAUAACAGGCACUUCCUUGGGGACUCUAAUGACCGAAAUUCAGUUCAUACCUCUCAAGGUAAGUCAAUUUUUCAAGAAAAUCUAAACCCAUCUUCCAAUUUGUCUUUGCUUUAUACUACUGCUAGAGUUUUCAAUGGUGCUUCAAAGUAUGUGCUGAAUAUCAAGAAGAUUGGGACCCAUUUUUUGCGCCUUCAUUUCUCUCCUUUCACUGCUCAGAAUCAUGAUCUCCGGAAAGCAAGUUUCAGUUUUUCUGCAAAUGGGGUUCUGCUUUUUAGUAAUUUUAGUGUUAAUACUACUGUGCUUAGAGAGUUCAUAUUGAUGGUGGAUAAUUUUGAGCUUGAAAUUGAGUUCACACCAACUUAUGAAUCCAAUUUUGCUUUUGUGAAUGCAAUUGAAGUGUUUUCAGCCCCUGAUGAUUUCAUAAUUGGUGAUGGGGCUAAAUCAGUUGGUCCUAGGGGAAUUCAGGAGUUCAGUCAGAAUAUGACUUUACAAACAUUAGAAACUGUUCAUAGGAUCAAUGUUGGAGGGUUGAAGUUAACUCCUUUUAAUGAUACUAUGUGGAGAAGUUGGGUUCCUGAUGAGGUUUUUCUUGUCUUGAAAUCUGCUGCUAAAAUAGCAAGAACCUCUCAUGUUCCAAAGUACCAAAAGGGUGGUGCCACAAGAGAAAUUGCUCCUGAUAAUGUGUACAUGACAGCACAGCAGAUGAAUAGGGAGAAUGUAACUACAGAUUUCAUAUUCAAUAUCACAUGGAACUUUCCUGUGGAUGCUGGAGAUGCAUCGCACUUUGUUCGUUUACAUUUCUGUGACAUUGUUAGUAUGGCGCCUGGCCAGUUGUACUUUAAUGUAUAUCUCAACGGGUUCACAGCGUACAAAGACCUUGAUUUGUCUUCCGUUACAUUCCGUGAGCUUGCUACACCAUAUUACAUAGAUUUUGUGGUGUACUCAGGCAGUUCAGGCGUUGUGCAAGUAAGCAUUGAUCCUUCUAACCUAAGUAGUACUAUGAGGAAGAAUGCCAUUCUGAAUGGUGUUGAGAUUAUGAAAAUGGUUAAUUAUGUGGCUUCAAAAUCAGGUUCUAAGAAGAGAAAUGUUUGGGUUAUAGUGAGUUCUGUUCUUGGAAGUUUUAUUCUGCUGAGUGUGGUGAUACUUGCUGCCUUGCUAUUCUUUGUCUGCAGAAAGAAAAAGCUAAAACCAAAGCGUUCAGAAAGCGCUGGCUGGACGCCUUUAUGUCAAUAUGGAAGUACUUCCCAUGGUACAUUGUCUGAUGGGACUUCAGCUGGACCAAAUGUAUUUCUAGGUCAGAGGAUUCCCUUUGCCGAAAUACAAUUGGCUACUAAUAAUUUUGAUAAGAGUUUGAUAGUUGGUUCUGGUGGCUUUGGGAUGGUAUACAAAGCAGUUCUUGGAGACAACAGAAAAGUUGCUAUAAAGAGAGGUGUUCCAGGUUCCCGGCAGGGUCUGCCUGAAUUUCAUACUGAAAUCACAGUUCUUUCCAAGAUUCGCCACCACCAUCUUGUUUCACUUGUAGGUUAUUGCGAAGAACAGUCUGAGAUGAUACUUGUUUACGAGUAUAUGGAGAAGGGACCUCUUAAGAGGCAUUUGUAUGGUGCAGGAAUAACACCCUUAUCUUGGAAGCAAAGGCUUGAGAUAUGCAUUGGUGCAGCAAGAGGCCUCCACUACCUUCAUACAGGUUUUGCUCAAGGAAUUAUCCAUCGCGACAUCAAGUCAACAAACAUCCUGCUUGAUGAAAAUUAUGUUGCUAAGGUUGCUGAUUUUGGUCUCUCAAGGACAGGCCCAUGUCUCAAUGAGACCCAUGUCAGCACUGGUGUAAAAGGAAGUUUCGGCUACCUUGAUCCGGAAUAUUUUCGGAGGCAGCAGCUUACAGAUAAGUCAGAUGUUUACUCAUUUGGAGUUGUUCUUUUCGAAGUCUUAUGUGCUAGACCUGCCAUUGAUCCUCUGCUUUCACGGGAGCAAGUGAAUUUGGCCGAAUGGGCUAUGCAGUGGCAGAAGGACGGACAACUAGAGCAGAUUGUUGAUCCCCGUAUCAGAGGUCAGAUAAAGCUAAGCUGUUUGAAGAAGUUCGGGGAGACUGCAGAGAAAUGUUUGGCUGAUUAUGGUAUCGAUAGGCCAACGAUGGGUGACGUGCUGUGGAACUUGGAAUAUGCAUUCCAGCUUCAAGAAUCUGAUUCACUUACAGAACCCCAUGAGAUUUCUAAUUCCAUCUCUCCACCGCUGCCACUGCCAGAGAGUCUCCGCAACACCCAAAAUGAGGCAUAUACUGGUGAUGGGGCUUCAGAUAUAUCAACAAGCCAGGUAUUUUCACAAUUGAUGACCAAUGAAGGCAGAUAACUAGUCUACAGUAUAGCGCACCGUCAAAUGUUCGCUCAACUGUUGAUUUUAGUUUACAAUAGCAUUUUCUUAUUAAAAGUUUUCGUAAUUGGCAGAGCCAUCAUUUGCUUUUUGAACCAUGAUUCAUGUAGAAUAUACUGAAAAAGUGUAUCAUACAAUAAUCUCUCCUAUGAUGUAAUCCUUGUCAUGCUCGUGCUCCUUGGAAGAGAAACAUAGUACUUGAAUGAUGAACAUCUAAAAUUGUCUAUAAGCAGAAAUUUGAUUGCAUAUCAA
Molecule: messenger RNA, 2965 nt
Organism: Nicotiana tabacum (common tobacco)
Lineage: Eukaryota; Viridiplantae; Streptophyta; Magnoliopsida; Solanales; Solanaceae
Product: putative receptor-like protein kinase At5g24010
Biological process (GO): protein autophosphorylation
Cellular component (GO): plasma membrane; plasmodesma
Molecular function (GO): ATP binding; transmembrane receptor protein tyrosine kinase activity
Source: RefSeq, a predicted model, not a curated record